AUGGAGGCAACUAGUAAAGAUAUUCACUCUGAUGCCAAGAAAAAUGCUCAAGAUUUCCAAAUUAUCAAACAUGUACCUGAUAUUUUAGUCCAAUUUCAUCAAGUUUCUCGAUCACCUCCGUAUAGACAAACUAUACGCUGUGUCAGUAUGAUAGUAGAUAUAAAAGGAUUUACUGCUCUCUGUGAACGCUAUACAAACGAAGUUGGUUAUAGAGGCGCUGAUCAUUUAACUAAGACUCUUAAUAAAUAUUUAAGGGUAAUCAUUGAAGGUAUCCUCAGAUGUCAAGGGGAUAUAUUAAAAUUUGCUGGAGAUGCUAUUUUGGCUUGCUGGUAUGGCUGUGAUAAUAGCAGAAAAGCGGAACAAAUUAUACGAAAAGUCAUUCUUUGCAGCCUCAUGAUUGAAGAAAUAUGCACCAACUGGGAUACUGGAAUUGGGGUUUAUCUAUCAGUCAAAACAGUUAUAUCGUAUGGUGAUGUUGCUGUUUUAUAUGUUGGAAAUGAUCAAUAUGGAGUACGCCAUUUCAUCACUCAUGGUCCUAUCAUCGAUGAUAUGAGAAGGGGACAAGAAAUCGCAUCUCGCAUGAGCAUUGGAAUUACAUUAGUUAGCCAGCUUGCUUGGAAAUUCUUAGUAUCAUUCUCCAUCGAAGCUAAAGACGUCGAAUUAGGCUUUAAGGCCAUCUACAAGCAAGAAAGUAUCCAUUGCCAAAGCUUUCAAUAUCAAAUAGAAUUUCCAGUUCGAGAUAGCUUAGAAAUAUUACCUAUCCAAAAAGAUGUCGAGAAAUUUAUCUCUCCCGUGGUUAUAUCAAAGAUUACUUCCGGUGAAGGAAUUGAAUACUUAUCGGAAAUUGUUCGAGCCUCCAUAGUUUUCAUCAAUUUAGUUUUAAGUUUCGACCAUUCGAGCUCAUUAGAUUCCGGGGAAUACGCUACCAAGACCUUGCAAACUGCCUUCCGUACUGUUCAAGAAAAUAUCCAUGAAUUAAAAGGGCAUAUUAACAAAAUCUUUAUGUUUGAUAAAGGAUGCACUUUUUUAGUUAUUUUUGGUAUGCCAGGAUUUAAGUGCGAAGAUGUUGCCAAUCGCGCGGUUAUUGCAGCCGCUCGUAUUAAGGAAGGUAUUGAUCAACUCGAUAUUAGUGAUGAAAUAUCAAUUGGUAUAGCAACGGGUAAAGUCUUUUGUGGUGUUGUCGGGCACGAAUCAUUCCGCCAUGAAUAUACAGUUAUUGGUAGGAAAGUCAAUAUGGCCGCCAGGCUAAUGACCAAUUACCGUGGCAAAAUUAUUUGUGAUAAAGAUACCUAUGCAAACUCCAAACUUAAAAGAUCCAAUUUCCUUAAUUUGCAUCAGAUUGAUUUGAAAGGGAUUGGUUUAGUGUCUCCAUAUGAAUAUUCUCGAGAUAUAAAGAAAGAUAUUAUGAAAGCUUGGGUGCAAGAUAUUCGCCAAUUUAAAUAUCCGAUGAUAGGUCGUAGCAAGGAAUUAAAAGAUAUAGAGGAUAGACUUCAGCUGAUGAAGAACGAGAAUGAUAUGCAAAAAAUCAUCAUUGAAGGAACGGAUGGAAUAGGCAAGAGUCGCUUACUUUACGCUGUUUCUAACAUCGCUCAAUCUAUGGGUUACAGUGUAAUAUCGGCUGCUGGUGCAUCGGAUCAUACGGAUUCUCCGCUCUACUUGGCUCGAAUGCUAUUAUUAAAAAUUUUACAUUUAGACAUUUCUAAUGAAAAAAAAUCAUUCGAUCUAAAUCAACUGGAAGCAUCUUUAUCACGCUAUCAUUGGUACAGGGAAAAUAUUUGGUUUUGGAAAGAAUUAUUCAAUUUACAUCCUAAGGAAGACUAUGAAAAACAUGAAAUAGAUACAGCUUUACCAGAGCAGAAUAAGAAAACUUCUCACGGAGAGAUACUAAGUCGUACUCUACAGAGUUUGAUUGAAUUUAGCCACAACACUUUGAUUUUCAUCAUUGACGAUAUCCAAGUUAUUGAUCAAGAAUCCAUACAAAUAUUGAAUUAUCUCUUACGCACUACCUUAGUUAAAUUGGUAAUAACGCGUAGUCUAAUAGCCAAUGAAAUGCAACAAAAUAAAUUAGAAACUAAGAAUGACAACAGUAGCAAAAGAGAAACAUUCUAUAUCCGGCUUGAAGGGCUUACCAAAGAAGAGCUUGUUAAUUUUGCUUGCCAAGCAUUAGAAGUAACCAAAAUAACUUCUUCAUUACAACGUUUAAUUACAAAAUAUCAUCGAGGAGGUGUUCCGCUAUGGUGUGAAGAUUUACUUCAUUGCCUGCUUUACGAUGGGUAUAUCCAUAUAGUGCGGGCUAAAGAAUAUGAUAGGAUCGAUGUUCGUCGUCAUUCUAGUUCCUCUACCGCUGGAAGUAGACGUAAUUCUACCUUACUACUACCUUCAUUUUGGUUUCGACGAGCAUCAACUCGAAGUGAAACAGAUCAAGGCUCAUCUAUGGACGCUAGCCAGGAUACUACCUCUAAAAAGAGUAGUAUAGAUCAAGCAUCGACUAACCAACGCAGAAUUGCGUUUGCUACUGCCAAUCCUGACUAUUUACUCCCCUCCACAUUAGAAGCAAAUAACAUUUGUGCCAUUCCUAAUGGCAUUUCAUUAUCAGCUAUUAGAAUACCUGAUCCGAUAGCAUCCGCAAUUCAAGUCAAAGUAGAUAAUUUAUCACAAUUAGAUCAAUUAAUCAUCAAACAUGCUGCCGCAAUUGGAGUUAUCUUUACUCUAGAUACUUUACAUGAAAUAUUAUUAGUCAAUCAAAGUAUAACUUUGGAUAUACUGCAGCAAUGCAUUAACCGACUGAAAAAGAAUCAGCUAAUAGAAUGCGGUUCCUUAAGCUAUGGCCAAGUACAGGAUCCAUCGAAGCAAUUCAUAUUGCAAAAUUCAUGCCAAUGUCUAGAGAGAGAAAAGAAAGGAUGCUAUCAAUUGCGUUUUUGUACUGAUGGCAUACAGAGCACAAUAUAUGAAUUAUUAACUACCGAACUUCGAAAAGAUUUGCAUACACGUAUUGCAACUUAUUUAGAAUCAAGAGCAUGUCAAUGUCAGUCUUGUGGUGGAAGCCUAUUUCAAACUUCUCAUCGACCAGUAUUUUAUUUGUCCAAUCGAUAUUCCAUCGCAAGCCAGCAUAGUUUAACUAUGUAUAUCCCCAAAGAUAACGAUAAAAGUCAGCCUACGAAAUUUAAUACACCCAAUCAAGAUCAAAUAUUAUAUGGCCGAAAAAAAAGUAAAGCAUUUCCUGAUGCAUUAUUUAAGCGCCGCCAUACAUUACAAACUGAAUCGGAAUUCUCUUCAAGAAAAAAGAAUCAUUCUAAACGUCGCUUUACGCUUCAGGAAUUAUCUAAACUUCAAGGUGAUGAAGAUAGCAAUCGUUUAAGAACUGGUGUGAGUAAGCAUCAGGAAACGAGUUCUACAUCCAAUCUGAAUCAUUUACAAAUGAAUAAAAGCAAUGCUAUACGAUUGGAAGAAAUCAAUGAGAUUCAUUUCGAUAAGCAUCAUCAACAGGAUGAUGAUCCUAAACCCUAUCAUGAUAUUCAAACUAUGGAUGAAAAUCCUUCUACCCUUGAAGAUUCUAACAUGAACAAGGGCUCGAUAAGAUUAGCAAGAAAAAGUAAUCGACGCCGUUCUAGUAAUCGCUAUCGUCGAAUUUCAUUGUCAUUUUUACGUCAAAAACAUGAACGAAGUCUGUCUUAUAAUACUAGAACUGGAGCUAAAAGCCAACCUUCAUCGGCUACGAAAUUAGCCUUGAAUCAAGUUAGUAGCAUCCACGAAAGAUUGGAUAAUCCUUCUCUUGAAGGAAUGAAAGGUAGCAAUCCGAUCGAAGUAGCUAUAAUACAAGUUAGCCAAUCUGUCUUGAAAUUUAGCGAUAGUAUUACCUCAGAUGAAAUGGAAGGAUAUAAUUGGAAUCGCCGAAAUCGAGUCAAGUCUAAAUUAAAAAAUAGUAUGAUUCGAAACAGUUGGCGUAAAAGCAUCAAACUUAUGUACCGAAAAGAUCAAUAUAAAUCGCCCAAAUUGCCACAGCAGGCUUCAUUCCAACUCGAUGAUUACGAAAGCUAUCUUGAUCAAAACAAACAGCCUGAAUCUCUCUCAGUUAAUAGAACGAGUUGUUACGAUGACGUGAACUCAGCUAAUCCAACAUCCAAAUGUAAAUGCGAUAUCAUAUUAAAAUCAAUCUAUGAAGAAUUAAUCCACCAUUGGCGUUUAGCCGGGAAUACUACCAAAGUUUUCCGCUAUUUAAUUGAAAGAGGCGCUGGAAUGAUUAAUACCUCACCUAUUAGAGCUUUAAAUUAUUUACAAGAAUCUAAAAAGUUGCUAAUUCAAAAUUUAUCCCUCAAGCAAUACUACCAAAACGUCGAUGAUAUCACAAUUAGUCUACAGCUAUCUAUGCAACGUGGUGAUAAUAACGAUUUAUUUAAAGAUGAUCGAUUGGAUGUCAGUAAAGAUGAACUAUUUCAUUUAGAGCUACUGAUAGGCCAGGCUUACUUAGCUAGCGAUAAUAUCAAUCGAGCAAAAGAACAUUUCAGUCAACUACUGAAGGAAUUGAGUUGUCCACAGCCACAAAAUUUAACAAAAUGUAAGUGGCAAAUACUAGUUCAACAAAUUGUCCAAAAACACCAUCGCCAGCUACCGGAACAACACUCAGCGAAUUCGAGAACCGCGGAAGAAGAACUUAAAAUUGCUCAAGCUAAAUGCUUAGCUCAUCUAUAUUACGUCCACCGCUUAAAUAACGACAAUACUCGUGCUUACGUGACUGCUCUGUUGCAAGUGAAUAAAAUAGAACAAGUUGACCAAGAAAUUGAUCAGAGAAUUAUUGCUUAUGCAGAGUUAAUUGAAAUAUCUUUCGAUCGAAAAAUUUAUGAACUAUCUGAUCGUUUACAAGUGAAAGCCAUGCAAAGUAUCAAGGAAUAUGAAAAUGAAAUCAAUGCUAAACUUCUAGAAGCUAUGGUUCAUUUGCAGAGUGUUCUGUUAGUCACCAAAUUAGGUCGUGGAUUAUUGCAACAAGCAGUUGAACAUGGCCAUCAAGCAUUGAGGAAAGCUAACUUAUUAGUAAGCAUGGCUGAUGACCAAGAAAACAUAAAAGAAGAAUCAAACUCUAAAAUCUUUCUAUUUUGUGAGAAUAGUGAAUCACUCUGCCAUGAACAAAUUUUAAAUCUAAAGUUAUUAGCGGGAGAAAAGUCAGAUAUUUUUGGUUUAACCUGGUAUCAUUGCUGUUUACUAGACUUAAACUUAGAAAUAAAUCAACAUAUUGACGCAUACUAUACUUUUGCCAACUAUGUUGGUCAAGUAUUUUGUGAGAAAAUUCGUGACGAUGAUACAAUCUUAUUUUACUACAUCACUGCUAAUCACGCAUUAUGGAAUGCGAGACAUAAAUUAUGGAAGAUGGCAAACCAAUAUAUAGAACUCGCUACAAAUUUGGAACCAAAAUACUUUUCUAUACUGAUGGCAGCAAGAGCCUAUAGUAAAAUUGUUGAAGCUAAUUUAUUGUGUUGGGCACAGCAGAAAGGCAAUAAUAAAUAUAAGCUUCGUAGCAAAAAGUCGAUGAAAACAUUGCAUGCUAUUUCGCGGAAAUAUCCUGUUAUAAAGUCUCGUUGGAAUCAUUUACGAGCUUAUGGAGCACUUAUUGAAGGAAAAGAACGAAAAGCUAAAAAAUAUCUAGCAAAAGGCUUAAUAUCAGCUUCUAUUCCUCAGGAUCAUCGAUGGAUCAAAUGUAGCCAACAACACUGGUUUGGAAUUAAUGUAGAUAAUUGCGGGGGCCAAUUAUUUCACUUACCUAAACCGAACGGAGAUGAUUCUAUUUAA
This is a messenger RNA of Trichoplax adhaerens, 5781 nucleotides long. RefSeq lists its product as uncharacterized. The coding region runs from base 1 to 5781 and encodes 1926 amino acids. NCBI's taxonomy places the organism in Eukaryota, Metazoa, Placozoa, Uniplacotomia, Trichoplacea, Trichoplacidae. Gene Ontology annotation, cellular component: cytoplasm. Gene Ontology annotation, molecular function: adenylate cyclase activity. The record is from RefSeq and is a predicted model, not a curated record. Gene Ontology annotation, biological process: intracellular signal transduction; cyclic nucleotide biosynthetic process. The transcript has 30 exons.